Molecule: messenger RNA, 252 nt
Organism: Anthostomella pinea
Lineage: Eukaryota; Fungi; Ascomycota; Sordariomycetes; Xylariales; Xylariaceae
Source: the annotation of a GenBank genome assembly
AUGUUUGAUACUCACUUUGCAGCACGACCCAACGCAAGAUCCGACGACUGCACGCCUCCCUUCCUGGAUGACAGCCGAACCGGGGGAAGCUCCUUCGGGGCACUGCCAACGACCAUCACCACCACCGCCACCAUCGAGGCCAUCGAAGACACCGCCUUCUUCCUCCCGCUCCCGCUCCCGCUCGCGCUCCUGCGCCGCAGUCACCUCCCCGACCGGCGAGACGCCAGCACCGACUCCACGAUAGCCGACUGA